AUGGCCGAAGUUAAGAAUAAUAACAAUAAUAAUUUAUUUCAAAUUAUUAUUAUUGGAGGUGGGAUAAGUGGGCUGGCAGCUGGGGAUGCAUUGGUUAAAAAGGGAAUAACGAAUUUUAAAAUUUUGGAAGCGAGGGAUAAAAUUGGAGGCAGAGUGGAAGCAUAUGAAAUGGGGAACUUAAAAUUAGAAAUGGGAGCAAAUUAUAUUCAUGGUAUACUAGGGAAUCCCAUGUAUGAAUUAGCCUUAAAUCAUGGACUUAUUGACAUAACACAUACACCAAAAGAUCACCAAGUACUAGCUGUAAUGGAAGAUGGAAGUCAAAUCCCUUUUCUUAUGUUGCAAGAAGUGUAUGAGGCUUACACUUGCUUUUUAAGAAGGUGUGAAGAAUAUUUUUUAUCUCAAUUUUUGCCACCAGAAGGAAUAUCUAAUGUUGGAGAUCAUAUUAAAUUAGAAGUUGCUUUAUAUUUAGACAGAAUUAAUGAUAAUAAAGAAAAGCACAUAAAACAGCUAAUUUUUGAUUCUCUUUUGAAAAGAGAAACUUGUAUUACUGGUUGUAAUGAUAUGAACGAAGUGAAUUUAAUAGAAUUAGGUAGUUAUAUAGAACUCCAAGGAGGGAAUAUUGUCUUGCCUGGAGGGUACAGCAGUGUACUUCAAGCU
Molecule: messenger RNA, 657 nt
Organism: Pediculus humanus corporis (human body louse)
Lineage: Eukaryota; Metazoa; Arthropoda; Insecta; Psocodea; Pediculidae
Exons: 2
Molecular function (GO): polyamine oxidase activity
Source: RefSeq, a predicted model, not a curated record